AUGGUAAUAAAUCCAUCACAAUUUGUAAGGAAAUCCAAUCCCUUCGCCAAAUGCGGAAGGAUAGGAUAUCAGGGCGAGAUUUUUCGGAAAGUGAUGGAAUACAGCAAUAGGUACCCCCCAAAAAAGGAGGGAAGCCGAGGUCCCAAGCGGGUGCAGGGGGACUGGGUGCCAGCGUCGCUGGAGCUGUGGUCAGGAAGAGAAGAGGGAGACCGGGGAAACCUGUUCUGUGAAGUUGGAGGUCCAGCGAUGGAAUUUGCAGGAAAUUUUGACGUUCAGAUAGUGACCAUACAUAGAGGGGAGGAAAUCCUUGCCAAGCUAUCAGAUUUGAUUGAACCGGGCACUCGUUCGAUCUCCAUACUUUCGGCAGCUCGUUCUGUCUCCAGUGCCGUCGUGUGCCAGCUCGGGCCUCCGGCUGGUCUUUUGACUUACGAGGGGUGUUUCGAAAUUCUGGCCCAAAGUGGCUCAUUUACAAUUUGGGAAGGUAGAAUUUGUACGCGCCCUGAAGUUAGCUUGGUCAGUGUCAUGCUCACAAGGCCUGACGGUCAGGUUUUUGGCGGUGGCGUUGCGGGUCCAUUGACAGCUGCUGGCCCUACUCAGAUUGUAGUCGCCACUUUUAAGAAUGUUGUGCACAAUGAGCCUAUAAGAGUGGAUUCCACCAAUCCUCAUUCAAGGGCAGCUAUUGGUAUCUCUGCAAAUCCAAUUCAUGAAGUGAGACAGCCUGAGCAAAUUGCAAGAAUGGCAGAAGUGGAUGACAAUUCUGGCACUCCUACCUCUGUGCUGCUGGAGCCAACUGACAAGGAAGCAAAGACUAUCACUUCUGGAAACAAUGAUGUGAACCCUGCUUCUCUGCGCAUUGAUGAGCAUUAUCCCUUGGGACUGGUGGAGCGAAUGUUGGAUCGGAACAUGCCCACAGACACCAAUGCCAAUGUCCCUGAACUGUGA
Molecule: messenger RNA, 942 nt
Organism: Eucalyptus grandis
Lineage: Eukaryota; Viridiplantae; Streptophyta; Magnoliopsida; Myrtales; Myrtaceae
Product: AT-hook motif nuclear-localized protein 1-like
Exons: 5
Coding region: 1-942 (313 amino acids)
Molecular function (GO): minor groove of adenine-thymine-rich DNA binding
Source: RefSeq, a predicted model, not a curated record